This is a messenger RNA of Antechinus flavipes (yellow-footed antechinus), 927 nucleotides long. Its product is annotated as olfactory receptor 1361-like. The record is from RefSeq and is a predicted model, not a curated record. Gene Ontology annotation, cellular component: membrane. Lineage: Eukaryota; Metazoa; Chordata; Mammalia; Dasyuromorphia; Dasyuridae. Gene Ontology annotation, molecular function: olfactory receptor activity; G protein-coupled receptor activity. Gene Ontology annotation, biological process: G protein-coupled receptor signaling pathway.
AUGACAGGAAAAGAUAAUAAUAAAAUCUCAGAGCUCAGCCUUUUGGGUCUUUCAGACAAGCCAGAGCAGCAGAGGCUCCUGUUCUUCCUGUUCCUCCUUAUGUAUCUGAUCACAGGGCCAGGGAAUCUGCUCAUCAUGCUGGCUCUUAGCUCCAACUCACACCUUCACACCCCCAUGUACUUCUUCCUCAGUAAGUUGUCCCUGGUCGACAUCUGCUUCACCUCCACCACCAUUCCCAAGAUGCUGAAUAACCACAUAUCCAAAAACAGAACAAUCCCUUAUUCUGGGUGCCUGGCACAAGUAUUCUUCUUCAUUUGGUUCGGAGGGAUUGAUAUCAUCCUCCUCACUGCCAUGGCUUAUGACGACUAUGUGGCUAUUUGUACACUCCUACACUAUAGCACAAUAUGUGCCCUUCCAGUACUGGUGUCUUGGUCUUGGGCCUGUGAUAAUUCCCUGACACACACCAACUUGCUGACCCGACUCUCCUUCUAUUGCCACAGUAAAAUUUCUCAUUUCUUCUGUGUCCUCAGUCCCCUUUUGAAGGUGGCCUGCUCAGACACUUUCAUCAAUGACUUGAUGGUCUAUACAGUGGGAACACCAACAGUAUUUCUACCCUUCAUUGGAAUAUUCAUCUCCUAUGGACAUAUGUUCAUGGCCAUAAUGAAGAUCUCCUCUGUGAGUGGGAAACAGAAAGUUUUCUCUACCUAUGAAUCCCACUUCACUAUGGUCUGUCUCUUCUAUGGGACAAUCAUUGGGGUGUAUUUCAGCCCCACAUCUACCCACACAGCCUCAAAAGAUACAUCAGCAACAGUAAUGUACACUGUAGUCACCCCCAUGCUGAAUCCUUUCAUCUACAAUCUAAGGAACAAGGACAUGAAAGGAGCCUUGAGGGUGCUCAUCACUAGAAAACCAGGAUUCACUCUAUGA